Messenger RNA from Otolemur garnettii (small-eared galago), 1314 nucleotides. RefSeq names its product intraflagellar transport protein 52 homolog. The record is from RefSeq and is a predicted model, not a curated record. Gene Ontology annotation, cellular component: intraciliary transport particle B; centriole; cilium. NCBI's taxonomy places the organism in Eukaryota, Metazoa, Chordata, Mammalia, Primates, Galagidae. Gene Ontology annotation, biological process: cilium assembly; intraciliary transport.
GGGCCUCAGGCAACUAUGGAGAAAGAACUCUGGUGCACCAUUCUAUUUAAUGCAUACAAAAAGGAGCUAUUUACCACCAACAAUGGCUAUAAAUCCAUGCAGAAGAAACUUCAGAGUAACUGGAAAAUUCAGAGCUUAAAAGAUGAAAUCACAUCUGAGAAAUUAAUUGGGGCAAAACUGUGGAUUACAGCUGAGCCAAGGGAAAGAUUUACUGCAACUGAGUUUGAAGUCCUGAAGAAAUACCUUGACAGUGGUGGCGAUAUCCUUGUGAUGCUAGAAGAAGGUGGAGAAUCCAGAUUUGAUACCAAUAUCAACUUUUUGCCAGAAGAAUAUGGAAUUGUGGUUAAUAAUGAUGCUGUUGUUAGAAAUGUAUAUCAUCAAUAUUUCCAUCCUAAAGAAGCUUUAGUUUCCAAUGGAGUUUUGAACAGGGAAAUUAGUCGAGCUGUAGGAAAAGCUGUGCCUGGAAUCAUUGAUGAAGAAAGCAGUGGCAACAAUGCCCAGGCUCUCACCUUUGUCUAUCCUUUUGGUGCCACAUUGAGUGUCGUGAAACCAGCAGUGGCUGUUCUGUCUACAGGCCCUGUCUGUUUUCCACUUAACAGACCCAUCCUGGCUUUCUAUUAUUCAAAGAGUCAAGGUGGGAAGGUGGCAGUGUUUGGCUGUGACCAAUAUUUGGAUAAAGAAGAAAACAGAAAAAUCACAGAUGUUGUUUUCCAGUGGCUCACCACAGAAGACAUCCAACUAAAUCAGACUGAUGCUGAGGACGCUGAGAUUUCUGACUACAUGAUGCUGCCCGACACAGCCACCCUUUCAGAGCGACUUGGAGUGUGUCUACAGGAGGGCGAUGAGAACCCUUGGGACUUUACCACCCUCUUUGACCUGUCCAUUUACCAACUGGAUGCCACCUCCCUCCCUAAGGUCAUCAAGGCACAUGAGCACCUAAACGUGAAACAUGAACCACUCCAGCUUUUCCAUCCUCAGUUUGAGACGCCACUGCCAGCCCUUUGGCCUUUGGUUUUUCCUCCUCAUUUCAGGGAAUUACCACCUCCUCUUCUGGAGCUGUUUGACUCAGAUGAGACAUUCUCCUCUGAGAAGACACACCUUGCUCAGAUUACCAAUAAGUGUACUGAAGAAGAUCUGGAAUUUUAUGUCAGGAAGUGUGGUGACAUUCUUGGAGUAACCAAUAAACUACCAAAGGACCAACAAGAUGCCAAACAUAUCCUUGGGCACAUCUUCUUCCAAGAGAUGGAGUUCAAGAAACUGAACCAGGAGCAUGACAUUGAUAUAAGCGAAACAGCGUUCCCAAACAAUUUCUGA